This is a messenger RNA of Phacochoerus africanus (Common warthog), 2075 nucleotides long. RefSeq names its product sushi domain containing 6 (gene SUSD6). The coding region runs from base 412 to 1323 and encodes 303 amino acids. The transcript is spliced from 7 exons. The record is from RefSeq and is a predicted model, not a curated record. Lineage: Eukaryota; Metazoa; Chordata; Mammalia; Artiodactyla; Suidae.
GCGGUACAGCUGGGCCAGUGACGCGGAAACUGCUGCUGCCGCCGCCGCCGCCGCCGCCGCCGCCGCGUUCCAUUCUCCUAAGCCGGCGACAGCCUGUUUCCCGACUCCUGCUUCCUCGUUUUGCAGCGCCGCCCGGCGCCAGCCAGACAAGGGUACGCGGGGUCUCGCCCAGACCCUAGAGGGCCGCGGGUACGCGCAGGCAGCGGAGCUGAUUCCUGCGCGGUGGAAGGUGCGAGCGCCCCCAUCCCGGAGGUCGCCACGCCGUUCCCCGGGCAAGGCAGACACAAGGUGCAGCACUCAAGGAUGCUGAAGGGAGUACACACAGUGAAAGGUGAAUCUACCCUGGGCUGACUUCAGAGUUCUUACUUCUGGCUUUUAAUUUUUUUUUUAAAUAACUUGCACGGAUAAAAGAUGUGCCAUGGCAGGAUAGCACCAAAGAGCACCUCAGCGUUUGCCUCGGCCUCUGUAGGACAUGGAGUCUUCCUUCGGCUGGUGAUUCUCAGCACCCUCCUUGGAGACGGACUCGCCUCAGUGUGUUCCCUGCCCCCGGAGCCAGAGAAUGGUGGCUACGUCUGUCACCCCCGUCCCUGCAGAGACCCCUUGAACGCGGGCAGCGUCAUCGAGUACCUGUGUGCCGAAGGCUACAUGUUGAAGGGCGAUUACAAAUACCUGACGUGUAAGAACGGCGAGUGGAAACCAGCUAUGGAGAUCAGCUGCCGGCUCAACGAGGACAAAGAUGCCCAUACGUCACUCGGGGUCCCCACGCUGUCCAUCGUGGCUUCCACUGCCAGCUCUGUGGCACUCAUCCUCCUCCUCGUGGUGCUGUUCGUGCUGCUGCAGCCGAAGCUGAAGUCUUUCCAUCACAGCAGGCGUGACCAGGGGGUAUCUGGGGACCAGGUCUCCAUCAUGGUGGACGGAGUCCAGGUCGCGCUGCCGUCGUACGAGGAGGCUGUGUACGGCAGUUCCGGUCACUCUGUGCCGCCCGCCGACCCCAGAGUGCAGAUUGUGCUGUCCGAAGGGUCUGGGCCCGGUGGGAGGAGCGGGCCGCGGGAGCAGCAGCUGCAGGACCAGGGGGCCUGCUCCUCUGCAGGUGGAGAGGAGGAGGCCCCGGGCCAGUCUGGACUCUGUGAAGCCUGGGGCUCCCGGGGCUCGGAGACUGUGAUGGUGCACCAGGCCACCACCUCUUCCUGGGUGGCCGGCUCAGGGAACAGCCGAGUGGCACACAAAGAAGCCCCGGAUUCAGAGAACAGUGACAUGCAAAGCCUUUUAUCUCUCACGUCGGAGGACUACACAGACGAUAUCCCACUGUUGAAAGAAGCAUGAGGGCUGCCACUGGCUUCUCUCCUCUCUGCCCUUCCUCCCUCUCCCUGUGGGUUUGAGCACCGUGUACUCCAGCCACCCUGCCCGGAUACCUGAGCUGCCACCUGUGUAUCUGUAUUUCUGAGGGCCUGUGGGCCCACCUUGCUGGAAACUCAAGGAAGAGUCUCGCCAUCUGCCCACUGGACAGCUGGAGGAGCUGGUUUUUGCCUGGCCCGGCCUUCCCAUCUGCGUCGGGGACAUAUUUGAAUGUGUUGACUGAACCCUUCCUUCCCUCGAGCCCUCUGGGUCCCCUCCAGCCAGCUCUUCGGUGGCAGCCCCACCAGCCCACGUGGGCCUCGGAGCUGCUGUGUUUACUUGUGCCUUCCUCCCUCCCCAUCCAGUUUCCCUGUCACGCAGGCUUGUUGCCGUUCUGCAAGCCUUCAGGGCCGCACUGCUGCCCCUGCCUCACGGGAUCGGGCCUGGGUCUGGCUGUUUCCUUUGAGGGCUGGCACCGCUGCCCUCCGCAGGAGCAGAUCCAAGAGGGGCUCGAACUGGGGCAAGAGUGUGGGGCCCGGGCCUGCCCUUGGUUGACAUCAGUGACGCAUUGCCUUGGCUGAGGAUGGAGGCUGUGGAAAAUCACGCCACAGCCAUCCCAGCGCCCAGCUGUCUAGCUCAGAGGGGGCAGCUCUGGCCCUGUUGAGUCAAGUUUCCAAGAAGCAUCCAGAAGAUCCCAAGGGAGGAAAGGAAGGUGGCUGAUAAUGAUUGUCUUCCUAAUA